UCGUUUCGAACCUCAACCAAACAAGCAAAAGAAGACAUUCGAAACGAGACUUUCUUCAAGCUUGAACACUGAUUUUGUUAUUUUACACUCUACCCGGACCCACCUGUGAACUGCAAGUAUCUGCAAAGUUGCUCCGUGGUUGGUAGUGGAGAGAGCUUGAGGUCAUAGCGGGAUAGGGUCGGUUGCUCUUCAGUUCACUUCCACGCCUUGAAGAUGUCUCUAACAGAAGGGGCCGUUCAGGCUCUUGUUGACGGUGCUCUACCGCAAGAUUAUCCAAAUGCAGUGUUCCAGAUCGUGAACGUCAAGAGGAUAACAACAUCUACCAACCAGGAUCGUUUCAGAGUAAUGAUUUCAGAUGGGAAGGUUACAAUGCCAGCCAUGUUGGGAGCCAAUAUUGCAGCUUCAGACGAAUUGCUAAAUUCUGUUAUCUGCGCUGAACAGUAUCUGAACAACGCAAUCAAAGGAAAACGGCUGUUGAUUCUGGUCAAGAUGCGUGUUGUGAAGCCCGGGAGUGAGGUCGGUGGUCGCAUGGGCAAUCCCGUCAACCCCCACGCUUCGUCAUCAUCAACAGGAAAUGGCACCGCUAGUGCCAUGCCGGCAGCACCCCAGGGCUCAGUCGGUGCCCCGUCCAAUGGCGCAGGUGUAGGCGGUGUUCGUGCGGCGCCUAUCGGCAAUGGUGCACCCGCACCGUACAGUCACCAACAGCCAGCCCAGAGAGCAACCCAGGGAGACAUGCGUGUUUUCCCCAUUGUCAGUCUAACACCUUACCAGAACAGGUGGACUAUUCGCGUACGUCUCACGCAGAAAACGAAGAUCAAGACAUGGUCUAAUGCGCGUGGUGAUGGCCGCGUGUUCAGCUGUGACUUCUUGGACGAUUCUGGUGAAAUCCGUGCCACUGCCUUCAAUCAGGCUGUCGACAAGUUCUACGACCUCCUGGAAGUGGAUAAGAUGUACUACGUGUCCAAGGGCUCUCUGAAGCCUGCCCGCAAGGAGUUCACGUCCAUCAAGAACGAGUAUGAAAUGUACCUGAAUCAAGACACAAACAUCGAGCUGUGUCAGGAUGGAUCUGACAUGCCCCGACAGAAGUACAACUUUAUGAAGCUCUCCAAUCUGAGUGGUCUGAACAACAAUUCCUUGUGCGAUAUCCUUGGUGUUGUAAUCUCCACCGAGGAGUUGAGCUCAGUGACAGCCAAGUCGUCCGGCCAGCAGAUCACGAAGCGUGACCUGACGAUAGCUGAUGACACGGGUGUGUCUAUGCGCUGCACGCUAUGGCAGAAUGAGGCGGAAGAUUUCGAUGGUACCGGUAAUCCCAUCAUUGUCAUCAAGGGUGCUAAGAAGUCAGAUUUCAACGGCUGCUCAGUGUCAUCUUCGAUGAACUCUGCAUUAAUCGUAAACCCGGACAUCCCAGAAGCACACCAACUCCGCGGCUGGUGGUCCAGUGAAGGUCAGAGUAUGCAGUUCAACUCGGUCAGUGUUGGUGGUGGCGGCGGUGGUGGCCAUACAAACGUCUUCAAAGUCCUGUCCCAGAUUAAGGACGAGAAUCUCGGUUACAGUGAUAAGCCUGACUACUUCAGUACCAUGGCUACUAUUCUCUAUUUGAAGAAAGACAACUGUCUGUAUCAGGCAUGUCCUGCUGAUGACUGUAAGAAGAAGGUAUUAGAAGACAAUGGUGGCUACCGGUGUGAGAAGUGUGACAAGACCUAUCCGGAUUUCAAGUAUCGCCUUCUUCUCAGUUGCAACGUUGGCGACUUCUCCAGCAACCAGUGGGUUACUUCGUUCAAUGAACAAGCAGAGCUGUUCUUGGGCAAGUCAGCGGCUGAGCUGGGAGAGCUGAAAUCUAUGGAAGAAGAGUACGAUGAAGCCUUCGCUCAGGCUACCUGGAAGCGUUAUGAUGUACGAGUGCGUGCCAAAACCGACACAUACCAGGAUGAGACGCGGGUGCGCUGUGUAUGCAUGAGUGCCACUCCGGUUGACGUUAAGGCAGCAUCACGACGCCUCAUCGACGAAAUCCACCGGUUGCAGAGCCAGUAAAUGUUAACUCCUUUCUCCGUAUCCCUGUGAUUGUAUUGGCUCUGGUGAGGCUACUGGUGUUUUGCUGCACUGACUAGCUCGCUUUCUUGUAUUGGCGUGUGUCUGUGUGUGUGUGUCUGUGUGUGUGUGUGUGUCUGUGUGUCUGUGUGUCUGUGUGUGUGUGUGUCUGUGUGUGUGUGUGUGUGUGUGAGAGAGAGAGAGAGAGAGAGAGAGAGAGAGAGAGAGAGAGAGAGAGAGAGAGAGAGAGAGAGAGAGAGAGAGAGAGAGAGAGAGAGAGAGAGAGAGCGUGUGUGCGUCAUCAGAAAGGAGAAGCUGGUGUAUGCCAUUUAUCUUGUUUUUUUUGUCUCCACUCGCGUUGCAGUAGCAUGACAACACAACAAACACUACUUCUUUGAUGAUGAUGUAUCUCUUUCCUAUCCCUUCUGUUUUUAAAUAUAUUUGUGAAUAUGCAAUCUGCCAGCGUUGCGUGUAGGCUACCAGGAACAGCUGUAAUUGGUGCAUUUUUACCAUUUUGCUGAAUUUUUAAAUAACUUUUCGAUGGACUUCUUGCAGAAUCCGUGUUUUUAUGUCCAUGUUGUCUUCACAGCCUACGAUGUAUCCGAGAAAUCGCUACAAUUUAAAACUA
Sycon ciliatum is the source of this 2656-nucleotide messenger RNA. Its product is annotated as replication protein A 70 kDa DNA-binding subunit-like. NCBI's taxonomy places the organism in Eukaryota, Metazoa, Porifera, Calcarea, Leucosolenida, Sycettidae. The record is from RefSeq and is a predicted model, not a curated record. Gene Ontology annotation, biological process: DNA replication; meiotic cell cycle; telomere maintenance via telomerase. Gene Ontology annotation, cellular component: DNA replication factor A complex; nucleus. Bases 214 to 2031 code for a protein of 605 amino acids. The transcript is spliced from 22 exons. Gene Ontology annotation, molecular function: single-stranded telomeric DNA binding; damaged DNA binding.